GCGCCCAGAGCGAGGCCGGGGUAGAGAGGCCGACGGAGCCGGAGUCGCCUGCUGCUGGUCUCGGAGGCUGCUGGGGAGCCGGCGGGAGGGUGAGCGGCGAGCGGACCGGAGAGCAGGAGCGGGCAGGAGGGAGCGUCGCGCGGCGCCGCGGAGCGCCGGGGCCGGGGCCGGGCCGCGGCGGAGCCACCGCCGGAGAGGAGCAGCCCGAGCCGGGCGCCGCGGGGUCCCCACCCCCACUCGGCCGGACCGUGCCCGGUGUUCCCCCGAGCGGGGGGCGCGGCGGCGGCUGACUGGCCCCGACGGGACCGCGGGGGUGUUUCCGCCUCCACCGGGGAGCCGGCGCGGCCGCGGGCUCCUCAGAGCCGGGGCCCGGGGCCCGUGACAGACGGCGGGGGAAGGAAGAGAGGCGGCGGCGGCGGCGGCGGCGGCGCAGGCGACGGGGAGGCAGCGGCGACACCAUGUCAUCCCCCAGCCCGGGCAAGCGGCGGAUGGACACGGACGUGGUCAAGCUCAUUGAAAGUAAGCAUGAAGUUACGAUCCUGGGAGGACUCAAUGAAUUUGUAGUAAAGUUUUAUGGACCACAAGGAACCCCUUAUGAAGGCGGAGUGUGGAAAGUUAGAGUGGAUCUUCCCGAUAAAUACCCUUUCAAAUCUCCAUCUAUAGGAUUCAUGAAUAAAAUUUUCCAUCCCAACAUUGAUGAAGCGUCAGGAACUGUGUGUCUAGAUGUAAUUAAUCAAACUUGGACAGCUCUCUAUGAUCUUACCAAUAUAUUUGAGUCCUUCCUGCCCCAGUUGUUGGCCUAUCCCAAUCCCAUAGAUCCUCUCAAUGGUGACGCUGCAGCCAUGUACCUCCACCGACCAGAAGAAUACAAGCAGAAAAUUAAAGAGUACAUCCAGAAAUACGCAACGGAGGAGGCGCUGAAGGAGCAGGAGGAAGGCACUGGUGACAGCUCGUCGGAGAGUUCUAUGUCUGACUUUUCAGAAGAUGAGGCCCAGGAUAUGGAGUUGUAGUAGAAAAAGCACCUGCUUUUCAGAAAGACUAUUAUUUCCUAACCAUGAGAAGCAGACUAUAAUAUUCAUAUUUAAACAAAGCAAUUUUUUUUAUUACUAAACAAGGUUUUUAUGAAUAAUAGCAUUGAUAUAUAUAUAUUAUAUAUCACCCUUUAGAUCUUGAUUUCUUGGUCAUUUCUCAACCUGAGGUGCAUAGCAUAUUCCCACAUUCCAUUUUGGUAGCAAUAUGCGGUCUGGAUGCAUGCAUUCAUAAGUCCAUUUGGCCAAGUCAGCCUGUGUGCUACUAACUGUCAAAAGAAAUAGCCGCUCUGAUAGGUAGACAAGUAAACAUAACAGGAAAAAGUUGCUUCUUUUAUUGAUGGUUCCAAAGAAACAAACCGAACCAGCCAGCUCUUGGGUGUGAAGAUAGAAUAGUGCUUUUUCAGACGGGAAGGAGGAGGUGGGGAGCCAGCCGUCCGGACUGCUCCCUCCUGUGGUCCGGCCUGGGUGGCCUUGUUGCUGGGGAGUAACAGUGUGAGCAGGGAGCUCAUUGGAGUGUUGAAACGUAAAACAAUUUCUGACUCGGAUUUUAAGUGCAUUUUUAUACGUAGAUUCCUGCCCUCUGGCUACUCGGCCCUGCAGCCUCUCCUUUGGGGCGGAUUCCUGUGGAGAACCUGUGCGAAGUGUUUUCUGAGCUGGACUCUUUCUACGGUAGAGCUUGUGAUCCAGACCUUUGUUGAGAGGCCAGGCCAGGAAGAGAGGAGUGGCUGGGAAGAUGCUUCCUCUCCCGCAGGUGCAGUCACCUCCUCCUCCGGUUGGCCGCUUUGAGACGCUGCCCUGGCCGAGAGCUUGAAAUCUGAGGGUGGUUGUGGGUUCUUUUUGAUUUGGGGGUUUGGGUUUGGGUUUUCGGUGUGUGUGUGAGCUGUGCUUAGACAGGUUACACAGUUAAUCUCCACCUGCCAAGAGGCGGCGGCCUCCGUGGAGAGCCGCUCAGCGGACCAUUCGACUCAGGAGGACGACCUUCCUGGUGCCUGGGACUCCUGGGUUCUCUCCUCCGCGUUUCGGUUUCGGUUUCGGUUUUCCUGCUGCUGCUGCUCUGGGCAACGGCCUGGUCAUCAUCUGCUUGUGGGAGUGGGAAGUGGGUAGUUUAGACCCAACACAUAUUCUAAAUUUCACAUGAGUGAGGAUUGGAACAAAGAAAGUAUCUUGUACCCAAAGUGACUGUACAUGGGAGAAAACAGCUUUUUUCGGAGUGUGACUGAGCGGAGGACAGGAAUCGGAAAUGUGAUGCAGUAGUGAAACAGGUUAGAAGGAAGAGAGUCUUCUCUCCUGUGCAUGAUAAGAGGAAAUCAGACAGCUGACAGUGCUUGCUAAUGAAAUGUGUACUCAGCUAACCAUAUGUCCAGGUUGCCGGCAGUUUCUUUCCCAUCUGAGUGUUGCCUGCUGAAUUUGGAGAACUCUAGACAGCACCUCUGUAUUCGUUUUGUGUCGCAACCAGUAGGACAAGAACAGAAUUAGCCAAUCCUAAAACUUUCUAAAGACAGUUUUUGAAUGUCCCACCGGGAUAAUUUAAUUUCUCUUUCUGAUGUGUGUUUUUAGUUUAGAAGUGCUAUAUUCCAUAAGAUUUGAGUCAAUGAGGUUGGAAGAUAUCCUAUCUUUUUUAGUCAAAAAGCACAAUCAAUCUUUUCUUUGAAAAUCUAUAUAAAGUACAACUUGCUUUUAGCAUGAUUAUUUUCCUAAAUAAAAAAAAAGACAAAGAAUUUACUUAUUUUAUGUUAAUUACGGGCAUGAAGCAAAAGGUUUUCUUUACAAAAAUUAAAAGUGCAGUUAUGUACGGCUGUGGUUAGUUAACCGAACUGAGUUGCCGACCUAGCAUUUGUGGCUUGUUGGAAGGGUAGUGUUAACUAUUUAACAUGUGACGGUGUACUUCACUCUUAUCUAGCACGUUGUCUUCUCAUUGCUUUGGGGGAGGGAGGGUCUGCUGGCACUGUCUAACUUGCUUACCUGCUGAAUUAGCAGUAUGCUUGUGCUAUAACCGGUAUUGUAGGUGCGACUUAGGGUAGGCUUAAAGUGCUGGGUAGUGAUUUGAGUUCAAACAAUAAAAAAUUGUAUUUUUUCAA
Messenger RNA from Pipistrellus kuhlii (Kuhl's pipistrelle), 3109 nucleotides. It is a transcript of the gene UBE2H, whose product is annotated as ubiquitin conjugating enzyme E2 H. Gene Ontology annotation, molecular function: ubiquitin conjugating enzyme activity; SUMO conjugating enzyme activity. The coding region runs from base 459 to 1010 and encodes 183 amino acids. Gene Ontology annotation, cellular component: nucleus. The record is from RefSeq and is a predicted model, not a curated record. Gene Ontology annotation, biological process: ubiquitin-dependent protein catabolic process; protein polyubiquitination; protein sumoylation. NCBI's taxonomy places the organism in Eukaryota, Metazoa, Chordata, Mammalia, Chiroptera, Vespertilionidae. The transcript is spliced from 7 exons.